GUUCCCUGCUCUGACGUCAGUAAAGACUCGAUAUGCCGAAACUGUCAGAUUCUACGAUCAGUGCCCUCUGAUAUUCGAGGCGAACUUGUACACUAAACGGCUCCUUGGAUUAAAAAAAAGAACUGUUUUAUAUUUUCCACCGUCAAUGGAAAAGGAAAGGAGGGCCCCAGUCUGAGGAAGGUACAACUUGCCAACAUGAUCCUCCAUGGUUACCUCUCCAUACCUUCUUACUGGUCAUGCCUGAGGAGUUCUAGGUCUUUAUCUUCUUCACCCACCACACCAUCCUGAGGUCUCCCGUCCUCCAAUAAAGUGUGUGCAGCUCUACAGCCAUGGCCCCUAUCCCCCCUGGAAUCCGCUUUCUUUCCUCCUUCAACAAGGACCAGUGGUACAGAGCUUUCACCUUUGGCCUCACCUUCCUGCUCUAUACCAGCUUCCAUCUGUCCAGAAAACCCAUCAGCAUCGUCAAGAGUGAGCUACACAAGAAUUGUUCCCAGAUCAGUGAGCUUGCAGUGCCACAUAGCAGCCAGCAGCCCUCACUCCACAAUGAUGGAGACUGCAGCUGGAAACCCUUUGACAAGAGCAACUACAAACAACUGCUUGGAGCAAUGGACUACUCCUUCCUGUGUGCCUAUGCAAUUGGCAUGUAUCUCAGUGGAAUCAUCGGUGAGCGCCUACCCAUUCGCCUUUACCUGACGGUUGGCAUGGUGACCAGUGGGCUUUUCACCUGUCUGUUUGGUCUGGGCUAUGUCUACAAUAUCCACAGCCUUGGCUUCUACAUCUUUGUCCAGGUGGUUAAUGGCCUGGUUCAAACCACAGGUUGGCCCAGUGUGGUCACCUGCAUCGGAAACUGGUUUGGGAAGGGAAGGAGAGGGCUCAUCAUGGGGCUGUGGAACUCCCACACCUCAGUGGGCAACAUUUUGGGCUCCCUGAUUGCCGGUUACUGGGUCUCCUCCAACUGGGGCCUGUCAUUUAUUGUCCCCGGCCUCAUCAUUGCUGCGAUGGGCGUGGUCUGCUUCCUCUUCCUCAUUGAGCAUCCCAAUGACUUGAAAUCAGCCUCCUCGCAGAGCACACUUAACGGUAACACGAAGCUGGCAAAGAGCUAUAAUGGAAUGAAUGGCCAUACGGAGACGUAUCUACAGUACAAGAAGGGGAGUAAAUCACAGAGCUGGGACACGGAGCUCUUGCUGCCAGACAACGUGGGCGUGCGUGUGCCCGUGCAGCAGGUGGUCGUUGUGAAGAACGAGGGAGAGCCUUCCGCCAUCAGCUUCCUCGGGGCUCUGCAUAUCCCGGGUGUGGUGGAAUUUUCACUCUGCCUCCUGUUUGCCAAGCUGGUCAGCUACACUUUUCUCUUCUGGCUGCCCCUGUACAUCACAAAAGCAGCACACCUGGAUGCCAAGAGGGCAGGGGAUCUCUCUACUCUGUUUGAUGUGGGAGGCAUUGUUGGUGGGGUGCUGGCUGGGGUGAUCUCUGAUAAGCUGGGCAAGAGAGCAACCACCUGUGCUGUGAUGCUACUGCUGGCUGCACCCACGCUUUAUGUGUUCUCCAUGAUCAGUGAACUGGGACUGGGGCCCACUAUAGCUAUGCUACUUGUGUGUGGUGGCCUAGUGAAUGGACCUUAUGCCCUUAUCACCACUGCUGUGUCUGCAGAUCUGGGAACACACAAGAGCCUGAAGGGGAAUGCUCGAGCCCUGUCCACCGUGACGGCCAUCAUCGAUGGGACCGGAUCUGUCGGUGCGGCGGUGGGACCCCUGCUGGCUGGACUGUUGUCGGCACGAGGCUGGAAUCACGUCUUCUACAUGCUGAUGACGGCCGACGCCUUUGCUCUGCUGUUACUGCUCCGUCUGGUGGCGAAAGAACUUUGUUCACGCAAGCCCCGUCCGGGAACAGCCAUGCCGCUGAAGGAACACUGAGCACUUUGAGUCCAGAGAGAGACAGCGAGCGGGAGGGAGUGUCCACUACAGAGGACUGGGGACAUGAGCCCCUCGACCCGUCUGUGACUCCCACUGUCCAACAGUACACUGCCCUGACCUCUUGACCUCUUGACCUUAUGGCUCCGGCACAAACAGUGAGGGGACACUCCACAUGCCACUGCCCUUCUCUGCACACAUUUUUACAUCCCCCUUUUCUAUUGGAUGGAAUGUAGGUUUUUUGUGACCUUCAUAUGCUUUUUGUAUUGGCCAAAGAUCUUAUGAACUAUUACGUAGGUUCUAUAUUAAAAAAAACUAUACGUCUACACGUAUACAAAUGUAUUUUUUCAUUUCUGACAUUUUGUAUCAUCUAUUCUGUUUAAUGUUCUGCUCAUGUUUUGUUAAUUUGAAUUUCCUCAUUGAAGGAUUGUGAGAAUAUUUAUUUAUCUGUCCAUCUUUAUAUUUAAUCUGAAUGUAAUCUUGCCAAACAACAUUCUUUGUGUCUAAUAUCUCUCAGGUUGUCGAGAUGUCGAAAGUACUGCGUGUCGAUUUUUCUUUCUUUGCACAAAAGCAAUGUGAGAGAGAUCUCUGUAAGAAGCAGUGUGAGAGGUAUGUCUGUACUGCGAGAGAUUUCUCUACAACCCAGUAAAUAGACUUCUCUGUACAAAGUAGUCAGUCGAAAAUCUGCUUUGUGCAAUAGAAAAAUAUUUAGAAAGUUCUGAAUAUCACCUAGACCUUGUACAUUUUCUGAAGAUGAAUAAUGCUGUUGAUGUAGAGUGAUUGUUUGUUUCAGAGAAGUAAUGUUUCAUGUGUAUUUGUUCUAUUUAUUGCUGUAACAGAUAGUUGUUUCAUGUGCCUAAAGUGGCAUAUGACAGUUUUGAUAAGGACAUUACAUUUUGAUGUUAUUGUUAUACAUAUCAAUGUUGCUAGAAGCGGUUAUUGUACAAUAGGACCAAAGCUAAAGGCCUGCUCAAAUGAAAAGUAACAUUUCAUAAUGUAAAUCUAAGGAUACAGGAUAGAGUUUACUGUCAUUUUCACAAUAUCGUUCUGAAAUGUGCAUAUGCAUAAUUCCAUAAAUUGCCUAUAUAUGACAAUGUGAGAGCAUUCAUUUUAUGGUUAUAUCGAGAAUUUCAACAUAUUCCUCAGUUUAGUUACUGUUUUAAAUUUAUUUAUGUUUACCAGAGACAGAUGCUCAUAGAUCAAUAGAUCCUCAUAGAUCAAUAGACCCAUCCUCUUUCAUAAUCAGACUUGAACCUUAACUGAUGGUACUGGGUGGUGUUUUUCUUCUGUGGUGUUUGGUGAUUUUUUAAAUUUUUUAUCUGGUGUCCUGAGUCUGGUCUGCCCCCUGCUGGUUCUCCUGGGAGACUGCAAGGAUGGGUUGAUUUGCCUCUCGAGAAUUAAUAAAGAAAUUUAAGAACACAAA
Molecule: messenger RNA, 3330 nt
Organism: Conger conger (European conger)
Lineage: Eukaryota; Metazoa; Chordata; Actinopteri; Anguilliformes; Congridae
Gene: slc37a1
Product: solute carrier family 37 member 1
Exons: 20
Coding region: 330-1910 (526 amino acids)
Biological process (GO): glucose-6-phosphate transport; phosphate ion transmembrane transport
Cellular component (GO): endoplasmic reticulum membrane
Molecular function (GO): glucose 6-phosphate:phosphate antiporter activity
Source: RefSeq, a predicted model, not a curated record